GCCCCUCCUUCAUGCUGCAAACACAAACGCAUACCGCUGCCACUUCAUAUUCAUACCUACACACGUGCUAUUUUUUGUUGUUUGCACAUUUUUAACAUGUUUUGAGCCAUUUUUUCACUGUGAAUUGUUGAGAUUGAACAGGCAUAAUCUACAUACUUUAAAUAUGAACACGGCUGAUACGGCUAAGUUGCUCUUUGGAGACACGAAAGAUGAUCUGAGACGACCUGUGAAUAAUUUGGAGGAAAAGUGGAAGUUGGUGCCCGCCUACCUUCAAAUCAAGGGCCUGGUCGCUCCGCACAUCGAUUCUUUCAAUUACUUCGUGGGACAUGAAAUUAAGAAAAUUGUAGAAGCCAACAACAGGGUCAUGUCCGACCAUGAUCCCAACUUCUACCUGCAGUAUGAGGAUGUUAGAGUGGGAGAGCCGCGCAUUGAAGAGGUUGGUCCCGACGAAGGACGACCCGCCACACCGCACGAGUGCAGACUGAGGGACAUGACUUACGCUGCCCCUAUUUAUUGCGACAUCAGGUACGUUUCUGGACACGAGACACACGCUAAGAAGAAUGUGUGCAUUGGACGACUGCCCAUCAUGCUCAAGAGUGACAAGUGCGUCUUGAAUGGCAAAUCUGAGGCAGAAUUAGCCAAGCUUGGCGAGUGCCCACUCGACCCUGGUGGCUAUUUCAUUGUUCGAGGACAGGAAAAGGUUGUCUUGAUGCACGAACAAGCUUCUAAAAACAGAGCUAUGCUGGAGAAAACAAAGCAGGGAUUUAUUUGCUCUGUUGUGGCCGCAACCCAUGGCACCAAGGCCCGAACAGCAGUCGAAGUGAAAAAAGGUCGCUUCUACGUGGCUUGCAGCCCUUUCUCUGAGCCCCUUCCUUUCGUUAUCGUGGUCAAGGCUCUAGGGAACUUUGCAGACAUUGACAUCGUCCGGCUUGUAGGUACUGAGCCCCAUGUGCAGGAAGCUUUGUCAGCCUCUCUCUGGGAGUGCAAAAGAGCUGGAGUCUUCACAGAGCAGCAGGCUAUUGCUUAUUGCGCUUCCAGACUGAAGACCAAGAGAUUUGGUGGCUCUAGAAGACCGCCAGAGGAGGAAGCCUUGAGUCAUCUGAAAAAUGUUUUGCUUUCGCAGGUGCCGGUUGAGAAAGACAACGCAUACAUGAAAGUACUGUACCUGGGACAAAUGGUUCGGCGCAUCAUCCUUGCUGAGACAGACCCAACCUGGAUAGACAGCCGAGACUACUAUGGCAACAAGCGUAUUGAAUUGGCUGGUUCACUAUUGGCGCUCAUGUUUGAAGACACUUUUAAGUUCCUUAACACGGAUCUCAAGACCACAGCAAAUCAUCAUCUAACCAAAAUAAAAGCAUCCCAAUUUGAUAUCUCACGCCACAUUAGAGAAGACAAAGUAACAAAUGGGAUUGAGACGGCUUUGAGCUCUGGAAAUUGGAACAUCAAACGAUUCAGGAUGGCACGUAAAGGUGUCACUGGAAUUUUGAGCCGACUUUCCUACAUCUCGGCUUUAGGAAUGAUGAUGAGAAUCAACUCACAAUUUGAAAAGACGCGUAAAGUGUCGGGUCCAAGAUCUCUCCAGCCGUCGCAAUGGGGCAUUCUUUGUCCAUCUGACACUCCUGAAGGAGAAUCUUGUGGUCUGGUGAAGAACCUGGCCUUGAUGGCUCAUGUGACAACUGCUGCUGAAGAAGAAUAUCUGGUUAAAGCCUUGUGUAACAUGGGUGUGCAGCAUCUUGGAAUAGCAGGCACAGAGGGAAUAUACCAGGCAGACUCUUAUCUAGUCUUCCUCAAUGGAAACAUAAUUGGCUUGACAAACUGCCACAAGGAGCUCCUGAGGAAUUUCAGGGAGAACCGUCGGCGCCGCUUUAUCCGUCCUUACGUGUCCAUCGCUGCCUCUGAGAGCCACCGUCAGGUGCACAUCAGUGCUGAUGCUGGACGACUAUGCCGACCUUACAUUGUAGUUGAAAAUAGCCAGUCCUUGGUGAAGCAACACCACUUGGAGGCGCUCAAGGAGGGUAGCAUGACCUUCAUGGAUUUUGUGGACGAAGGACUGGUUGAGUUCUUGGACGUGAAUGAGGAGAAUGACAGUCUCAUCGCCAUCCAAGUGUCUGAAAUCACUAAGGACACUACUCAUUUAGAGAUCGAACCAUUCACAAUUCUUGGGGCUGUGGCUGCUGUGAUUCCUUACCCCCACCACAACCAAUCGCCCAGGAACACCUAUCAAUGCGCCAUGGGCAAACAGGCAAUGGGCACGAUUGGAUACAAUCAGCGAAUCAGACUGGACACUCUGCAGUACAAUAUGGUCCAUCCCCAAUGCCCACUGGUUAAAACUAGACCGAUGGAACUAGUUAGCUACGACCAGUUGCCAGCAGGGCAGAAUGCCAUUGUCGCUGUGAUGAGCUACAGCGGUUUUGACAUUGAAGAUGCCCUCAUUUUGAACAAGGCUUCAGUUGAUAGAGGGUAUGGUCGAGUGGUAGUAUACAAAGGCUACAAAACUUUGCUGAGGCAUUACGCUUCAGGCAGUGACUCGAUCCCAGGCCCAAAGAUAGACCCUUUAACCAGAAAUCCAAUGGCAUUCCAUGCGGCACUGGACAGUGACGGCAUUGCACACCCAGGAGACAUUGUCAAGGAUCGGUCUGUGUUGGUGAACAGGCACACUCCUCAGGGUGAACAAUCAACCAAGACAAAGACCCCUCGAGGAUCCACCUGGUAUGUUGACAAGUCGUUAAUCACCGCUACCAAAGACAAUUCAACUUUGAUCAAGAUUCUCCUACGACAAUCUCGGAUUCCUGAGGUCGGCGACAAAUUUAGCAGUCGUCACGGGCAGAAGGGCGUAGUUGGCUUGAUUGUACCUCAGGAAGACAUGCCUUUCAACGAGCUUGGCAUUUGUCCUGAUGUCAUCAUGAAUCCACAUGGUUUCCCUUCUCGAAUGACAGUUGGAAAGCUGAUUGAACUCCUUGCUGGUAAAGCUGGAUCUUUGGAGGGAAAAUUCCACUAUGGAACAGCAUUUGGCGGUUCAAAAGUUGCAGACGUGAUGAAAGAGCUUGAAAACAAUGGAUUCAACUAUAAAGGAAAGGACUUGCUGUACUCUGGUCUCACAGGAGAACCAAUAGAAGCUUACAUCUACCAUGGACCUGUCUUCUACCAAAGACUGAAGCACAUGGUCAUUGACAAAAUGCAUGCAAGAGCCACAGGAUCAAAAGCUGUUUUGACAAGACAGCCUCUGGAAGGACGAGCAAGAGAUGGUGGACUUCGAGUUGGUGAAAUGGAAAGAGACUGUCUGAUCAGCUACGGAGCCAGCAAUUUGCUUAUUGAGAGACUGAUGUUGGCCAGCGAUGUCGCAUUGAUGGAUGUUUGUGAGAAGUGUGGAUCUUUUGGCUACCAGGGAUGGUGCCAGUUUUGCCGCAGCAGUGAAAAUAUUGCCACUGUCCGAAUGCCUUAUGCCACCAAGUUGUUGUUUUCUGAGUUAAUGGGCAUGAACAUUAACCCAAGACUAGAAAUGAAGCCUCAGGUUGUCUAGUUCUAGAAACUUUGUAAAAUGUCAAGAGUUCAACCCUGACAGUUGGCCAGGCGCAUCCCACCUGCGCGCGGCGUGGCCCUUCAGAUCCUCCUCAGAGAUAUUCCCUUCAGACCCCAAUAAAAUAUGUAUGUUGUGUAUGUUUCACGAAUUAAACAUAAUGCUCUAAGUCUUUAA
Messenger RNA from Cloeon dipterum, 3694 nucleotides. RefSeq names its product RNA polymerase III subunit RpIII128 (gene RpIII128). Gene Ontology annotation, molecular function: ribonucleoside binding; DNA binding. NCBI's taxonomy places the organism in Eukaryota, Metazoa, Arthropoda, Insecta, Ephemeroptera, Baetidae. The transcript is spliced from 11 exons. The coding region runs from base 164 to 3520 and encodes 1118 amino acids. Gene Ontology annotation, cellular component: RNA polymerase III complex. Gene Ontology annotation, biological process: DNA-templated transcription. The record is from RefSeq and is a predicted model, not a curated record.